CAGGGAGUUGUUACAAGCGAAAAACAGUUACUAUGAGACAAUAUUAUUCUUUUCGCUUGCAACAACGAGCUGGAGAGGCACAAACAUUGUUACGGAGUGGGCGUUUGUUCCAACAGUACAUGGUGGAUGCUUAUGCUUCGAUCGAAGAAGUUAGAAUCAAUUGGAUUAGAAAGAAUCAAAAGCAAUUGCGUGCAGAACUAUAUAAUGGAUUGAGAGAUGCUAUUAAUCAAGGAGAUGUCAUGACAAAUUCAGUUGGUAGAAUGACAAUUCUUCCAUCGUCUUAUACUGGUGGACCACGAUAUCGUGUUCAAAAUUACCAGGAUGCAAUGGCUAUAUGUCGAUAUGCUGGAUAUCCCGACCUAUUUUUAACAUUCACAUGCAACCCAAAAUGGCCAGAAAUACAAUUUUCCUUGAAAUUGUUGAAGGACAAAAAAGUGACGAUAGACCCGACAUCAUUAGUCGUGUUUUCUCUAUUAAGUUAUGGGAGCUAAUCAAUGAUAUUAAACAUCAACAAAUAUUUGGUAAAGUCACAACAGGUAAU
Messenger RNA from Cicer arietinum (chickpea), 541 nucleotides. The record is from RefSeq and is a predicted model, not a curated record. Lineage: Eukaryota; Viridiplantae; Streptophyta; Magnoliopsida; Fabales; Fabaceae.